AUGUCAAAGCGGCCUACGCAACCCCCACCCACAAAAGAUUGUCCAACCUGCCAAAGGCGGCGCAUAAAAUGCGAUCGCAGCUUACCGGGUUGUACAAAAUGUGGGAAGCGCAAUCUUGAGUGUCCGGGCUACGGCCUGCAGCUGAAAUGGGGCCAAGGUGUCGCGAGUCGUGGUAGAUUGCAGGGACAAAUGAUCCCAGUGCGUGAAGGCCCCGAGGCAUCUUCUAAUCAGUUUUCGGUUGUCAGUACUGCAGGCAGUGGUGGCACACCGGUUGAGCUGAUUCGGUCUGGUGAGAUGAAUUUCUUGAGGACUCAGCCUCUUUCGCCGGUAAGUCUGAUGGGUUCGCCGUCUAUUGAUCUUAGUCUGUCGGGUCCCCGGCCUCCACAUGCUUCACGACUGCUUGCGUGGUUCAAGGAACGGGUUGCGCAUCGACUGGCUUGGAUCGAUGGACCGGAGAACCCCUGGAGACAAAUUAUUUUACCUCUGGCCGAGAACUCAGAGACGGUGCUUUCAUCUGUCCUUGCUCUUGCUGCGCAUGACUUAGCUUCUCAGUAUCCUGCAGAAGAUCCUUGGUUCGUCAGGUUCCAGGAUAUCUCAAAUGCAUACCAGAACAAAGCCCUUGCGCGUCUUGCCAAGGAACUGAGCGACUUGACGGCCUCGCCUCCGUCGCAAUCCAGCCCGGACGCGUCCAUGACAUUGGCUUCAGUGCUCAUCCUAUGCAACAAUCAACUUCUUUCGGCCCAGUCGUCAGGAUGGAAGAUUCAUCUCCUCGCUGCACGUGAGCUGAUCCUUGUCGGAGAAAGUCAAUCCUACCUCCACCAGCAACUCCUCCGCAUCCAAGAAUUCCUUCUUCAAGAGUUUUACUCCACCUCCGUUUGGACUCAUCUAACCGCCUUCGACGACAUGAACGUAAUCAGUAACCUUAGCACCGCACCCACAAGCACCGAAGACGCCGCAGUCGCAGACUUUAUCCGCAUCAUCCACCAAAUCACCCAACUGGAGCGCCUCCAAACCCGCUCCCAGACUCUGCUCCCUUACUCUCAAAUCGAAGACAUCCACUCCCAGAUCGAGUCCGCACGCAUUAAGAGCUUCCGCCUUAGCCAAAAAGUCAACUUCUGGUCCGAGUCCGAUCGCGCAGACUUCGAACUUGUCGUCUGGAUGUUCUACCACGCAAACCUGAUCUACAGCGCCCAGGCUUUCCCGCAGAUCCGUGGUACGGUCAUCGACGUGGAACAUGCGCGUGAUCAGAUCUUGAGCCAUGUGCGCCGUCUUUCCGAGACGAGGAACGGCAUGUGGGCCCAGGACUUUGUGUGGCCGCUUUUUAUUGCGGGGACGGAGGUGAGGGGUGAUCGGCCGAGUCAGAAGUUUGUGGAGAGUGCUUUCAAAGAUGUGAUGCGACUCAGUCGGACAUUGGAUCGCGCGAGGGUUCUGGAGUUUUUGGAGACUUGGUGGAAUUUACCGGAUCAGCGGCUUGCUUCUUGGAUCGACUUGGCAAGGGAACGGCCCAAUGACUUCAACUUUCUGCUUCUGUGA
This is a messenger RNA of Penicillium verhagenii, 1533 nucleotides long. Its product is annotated as Zn(II)2Cys6 transcription factor. The record is from RefSeq and is a predicted model, not a curated record. Gene Ontology annotation, biological process: positive regulation of transcription by RNA polymerase II. Gene Ontology annotation, molecular function: DNA-binding transcription factor activity, RNA polymerase II-specific; transcription cis-regulatory region binding; zinc ion binding. Bases 1 to 1533 code for a protein of 510 amino acids. Lineage: Eukaryota; Fungi; Ascomycota; Eurotiomycetes; Eurotiales; Aspergillaceae. Gene Ontology annotation, cellular component: nucleus. The transcript has 2 exons.